Messenger RNA from Gopherus flavomarginatus (Mexican gopher tortoise), 2664 nucleotides. It is a transcript of the gene DPM2, whose product is annotated as dolichyl-phosphate mannosyltransferase subunit 2, regulatory. Gene Ontology annotation, molecular function: enzyme regulator activity. Gene Ontology annotation, biological process: GPI anchor biosynthetic process. NCBI's taxonomy places the organism in Eukaryota, Metazoa, Chordata, Testudines, Testudinidae. The record is from RefSeq and is a predicted model, not a curated record. Bases 1131 to 1436 code for a protein of 101 amino acids. Gene Ontology annotation, cellular component: dolichol-phosphate-mannose synthase complex; endoplasmic reticulum membrane. The transcript is spliced from 4 exons.
CCACUGUCCUAGAUGAUCUCCCAUCUACUCACUGAUCUGCUCAGCUUGAGCUUUCUAGGAUCAUAGCACAGGAGACAUUGUUGCAGGCUCUGAGUAGGAGUAACUGAGUGAACCACAAGAUAGGCAUCUCACAAAAACCUGAUAAGAAAUCUGUUACUAUUUCAGAGCAAGAGAGGAUGGGUUUUAUCACUGAGGCAUUUAUGGCAAUAUUUUUGCCAAGUAUUUUUCCUUUUGUUCCAAAACUACAGUGGUGUAUCUUCAUGGCCAGGAGUUAAAUAAACACUGCAACCUAGAAAGGAUACAUAUAAUUGCAUUAUUAUUUAUUUGUACUACCAUAGAAGGUAGGAGCACUAGUUAUUGUAGCCCCUAGGAUAUUUUGCUAGCUGUUAUAUCUUACUAAUCCAGCCAGCCGUAUCAAAUAAUGUUGCUCUUUAUGAAUUAAUCCAUUUCAUUCUUAUAUUUUAUCAGUAUUAAUUCCUAAAUUAGGAUAUGUUGAGACAUAUAAUGUGUGUUUCCUAAUAAUGAUACAUAGAGUAAGUUUUGCUGAAAUGCAAGAAGCCUACCAGUCUGUAUCCAAUAAGAUCUCUAAAUAGCUAAAAGUAUAAUCAGUUAAGAUUAAGUCAGCAUAAAAGCUGGCAACCUUUGCCACAGAUAGGAAUGAUCCCUGAACUUUGGGGAACCAAAGGGAGGAACUGCACACAACACUGAACAGAUUUAUCCAGUGUCUGCAACUGGUUGGUAACCGCAGGGUAUACCACAAACCUGGAAGUUGCCAAGAGAGCCUAGAUUGGCAGAUUUUGGAGUGAGAUAAUAUGUAGAGAGUAAAUGUCAUAAUCCACUAACCUAUAGAAUAAGAGUACCCAUACGUUUCUUAGGGUAUGGAAAUAAGAUUUGGGUACAGUAGGUUGGGCCUGAAUUGCAUAGGUCAGGAUCCUAUAAAAUACCUUGUAAGGAUAUCAUAAGGGGUUUUUAGCUCUCUCCUUUCUUUGUCCUCCUAUAUGCUAUAGACUAUCCUUUUAUCUACCUAUCAGUCUAUCUUCUAUCAUGCUUUCAGCUUAGCUUGUGUAGUGUAGUAGAACUACUCAACAUUCCCAACUACUGGGGAAGCCAGCACCAUUGUGUUAUCGGGCAUGCCAGGAGUGACGCUGGUCCUUCACCACCUAUUAUCGAGUCCUCAAGGAAGAGCUACAGCAAUGGACCAGCUUGUGGGAUUUGGCUUGGUAGUCUUUAGCCUCCUCCUUUUUGUUUACUACACCAUCUGGAUUAUUAUACUGCCCUUCAUUGACAGCGAUCACGAGAUUCAUAAGUUCUUCUUGCCCAGGGAGUAUUCGGUUACCAUUCCUGUGAUCGUAGGGCUCCUUCUGGUGCUGUUUGUAGGGGUUUUUAUAGUGAUUGUGAUGUGGAAGAACAGAAAACCUGCAAAGAAAUCAGACUGAAGACAGCAGGAUGGGAGAGGCAGGGAGAAGGUGCCUGGCCUGGAACGUCUCAACAGGGACAAGACUUUACCUGCAGAAACAGGAGGACACUCCGCUCUAAGAUUCUGUCACAUGCUUCAAUGGACGUUGGACUUGGCUGCACCCUGUUCCUGUGUUCCCUACCCUGAGACUUUUAUGCAGCUAUAGUUUACAAUUUACUGCCCAAAGGGAAGUGAAACUGUCUGACCCACAGGAUUCCUCUAGCAAGGGACCAGAACACCAGCCCUGCUGAACCUGUACCCAGGUUAAGGAUAAUCCUGGCAGACUGGUGGCUUUGGACUCUACAGUCCUUGUACUGUGUAUCCUGUACUAAGGUGAUGCUGUUCUGGCACCAGGCAGUGCUAGUGAGCAAAGGGCUCAGACUUGAAUGUCUUUCCUCCUCUCCGCUGCAGACAUCUCCUUUACUUGGUUUGUUUCUUUCAUUUUUUAACUGGUUACUUUAGGAUUUUUUUAUAGUCGAUCCAAUAUGUGAAAAACAGAAUCAUGGAUAAAAGAGUGCUCCUCUCUAAGGCACAGGGGGCAGGUUGGGGAGAGAUCCCCCUCCUCACUUACCUACUGGAGGAGUGGUGAACCAUCAGAAUCUUGUACGAAUAGUGUUACUGCCGACGGAUCACAUUCCAUCCCAGUCCACCUGCUCUUAUACAUACACAGGCUGUCUGUUCUGUCAUAGUCAGGGGAAAGGUGGCCUCUCCACCGUGCAUUGCAUGUUACAGGAUGCCACGAGCUUUAUAGCCUCCUUCACGGCCCACUGUGCAGAGGAGGUAAUGAAGAGGUGAGGUCCUCUGCUGUUGUGCAGAAGAUGCACCAUUGUUCUCCAUGCUGUUGUGCUAUCCACAGUGUGCGUGCAUUGAAUGGGGCUGGAGAAGAAAGUCCUGCUCUGCUGAACAGCAACUGAGGAAGAAGGGGAGAGCGGCUCCGAUACUGUCCUGAUAAAUGUGGUAUUAAUACUGGUCUAGUGAAGCCACUGGCUUUGCUUUAUACUUACGAACAACUUGCCAUGUUCCUGGUUAGCAUAGGAGGGAAGAACAUGCAAGCUGCCUGGAGCUGUGCUCUUUCUGCACCAGGCAGGGCUGAAGCAGCAAGGUGUUUUCACACCUUAGCAGGCUGACUGCUUCAAACCCUGCAGGUAGAGUCCUGGCAGCUGUGUUUGAAUGUGAGGAACUGGAGUCUCAAUAAAUAUUAUGCAGUA